GCUGUACGAGGACCAGUAGAAGAAGUUGGUAGGAUCUGCCUCAGGAGUCUUCGUAAUACUGAGCCCUAUUACUGAGAGCGUGGCUGUCUUCAAGAGGAUAGUUGGCAAGACGGCCGUAGAGUAAGAACGCGGUUGCACGACUGUUAGCAUGGCGCGCCAACUGAGGAAGAUGGGAUGGAUGACAUUCUCAACGAUCGGUUAUGCACUCUCGGUCGCAUCGCAAAAGACUUCCGCAGGUAGUCUUAAACCGCGUACCUACUGCCAAGCCUAUCCGCCUGAAGAUCGCAGCAAUGUCGACACAAAGCAUAAGGCGCGAUAACCUCGACGGUGCACCCAGAAGGCAAUUGAACGGAGAGGCCACGCGCGCGACAUGGACGAGCCAGCGGAGCUGCGCGUCUCGAAUCGCUUGUGAUCAGAAGCAACUCUCAGAGAGGAUCCACUCACCGAUCAUGUGUACGCAUCCGUUAGCACGCCAUAAGCGCUGCCUGUCCUGGAUACUGUUGGCGACGACGAUGCUCUGACGACGGAUGGAGGUCAUGUACAGACGACACCUGUACGCUGCGUGCAGCUCUGGCCCUCGCACUCUCGACACUCAUGUACAGAUCUUCACGG
Baudoinia panamericana UAMH 10762 is the source of this 612-nucleotide messenger RNA. RefSeq lists its product as uncharacterized. Bases 201 to 521 code for a protein of 106 amino acids. The record is from RefSeq and is a predicted model, not a curated record. Lineage: Eukaryota; Fungi; Ascomycota; Dothideomycetes; Mycosphaerellales; Teratosphaeriaceae. The transcript is spliced from 2 exons.